Bufo bufo (common toad) is the source of this 1336-nucleotide messenger RNA. RefSeq names its product interferon stimulated exonuclease gene 20 like 2 (gene ISG20L2). The record is from RefSeq and is a predicted model, not a curated record. Gene Ontology annotation, cellular component: nucleus. The coding region runs from base 191 to 1234 and encodes 347 amino acids. The transcript has 4 exons. NCBI's taxonomy places the organism in Eukaryota, Metazoa, Chordata, Amphibia, Anura, Bufonidae. Gene Ontology annotation, molecular function: 3'-5'-RNA exonuclease activity; nucleic acid binding.
CUCCUCCACGUGAGGUUUCCCGCCCCGGGUGUUGUGGGACGUGACGUGACACCAGGAAGAAGGCCCUCAGGUCUCCUCCCCGCUCCGCUCCGUGCAUCUGGUGAUGACACGUCCUCGCCGCCCGGCACCAGGAUACUGCUUACGGAUCGGUGGAGCAGGGACGGUACACCUCACGUAGCCCGGUACCAUCAUGGCGGACCUGCUCAUAAACGUGGACUUGUCCUCUGACCGCUCAGAAGGAAAAGCCAAACAUGAAAAUCGGAAGCACAAGAAGUUUUUGAGGAGGAGGAAGUUUCUGGAAAGACGCGGUUUCCUGAACCAGAAGCAGCUGCCCAACAAGUUACCGGGCAAGGACCCGGGGCAGGCUGGAAAUCCGCGGGACCACAAUAAGCAAAACGGGCAGGCGGACGGUAAAAACGGAGCCCGUGAUAGGACGGGGAGGCAAACUAAUGUGUUCCACCAGCAGGGGGCACCAGAUACAUCGUCCCGGACUGUAUCUAUGGGCACAGCGCAUCAGUCUAGCACGUUGAGCGUCAGUAUAAGCUGUGCCCCCAGUCACCACCGUCCUGCCACCCCCUCCAAGGGCCACAAUACUACCGCAACAGAUGGCGCCAAAAAACCCGCAAAGCCCAUGUUGCAGCAGUUGAACCUGCUCAGCGAGUAUGAGAGCUGCCUCCCCCCGGCUGUGUCGACGCCAAGCUACAAAAUGGUCGCCAUUGACUGUGAAAUGGUGGGCACCGGGCAGAAGGGACGGAACAGCGCCCUGGCGCGGUGCAGCAUUGUGAAUUACCAGGGAGACGUGGUAUACGACAAGUACAUAAAGCCCCCCUGUCCUGUCACGGACUACCGGACCAGGUGGAGCGGGAUUCGGAGGGCGCAUUUGGUAAACGCCAUCCCCUUCCCCGCGGCGCAGAAAGAGAUCUUAAAGCUGCUCCAUGGUAAGAUCGUCAUCGGCCACGCCAUCCAAAACGACUACAAGGCCCUGGGCUACUUCCACCCUAAGGAGAUGACGCGAGACACAUCUAAGAUCCCCCAUCUGAACCGCAAGGCUGGCUUCCCGGAGAACGAACCGGCGUCUUUGAAGCGUCUUGCCAAACAGAUCCUUAACAAAAAAAUCCAGAUGGGAAGGAGCGGCCAUUCCUCAGUAGAAGACGCCAAGACCACGAUGGAACUGUACCGGGUCAUAGAGGCGGAGUACGAGAUGCAGCUGGCGGCAGGCACAGUCCCCCAAUGACCGGACCUCCCCCCGGGGACUACAAGUUUUAUCCUAGCUGAAAAGUGUUUUAUAUAAAGCCCGGAUGUAUGCAAAUAAAAUCAGACUGCUGCCUUACCGCUA